AACACAACACACAAUCCAACAACACUUGCCUUACAGUGUAAUCACAACUACUGUACUCUAAUGUGUUGAUAGUGUGGACUGUCUGUAGUGUUGAAGGCAUUGAAACAAACUUUGGGAGAGAAGUGCCAACAAAACCAAACACAACAUACAGUCAGUCAUACAGUGUGUAUAGCAUUGAAUGUAUUGAAUAUCUAAUAAAAAACUUUUCGGUCAUCACUUGUUUGUUGUGUUGUUAUUGUUGUUGUAGUUGUAGUUAUAGUUGAUUAUUGUUGUUGUUGUCCUCCAACUAACCCAAAACCAAACACACAAUGACUGUCCCAUCAAUACGUAUAUUAUUAUUAUUAUUAUUAUUAUUAUAGUGAUUGUCAUCAAUAGAUAAUUAUAAUAAAACCUCAUUCAGUGUCUCUGUGUGUUUGUCUGUCCCAAACAACUCUCAACCCAACCAACUGAUCCAAACAUGUUUUUUCCAAGACGUCGCGGACUAUACAUUAGGAUAAUAUUGUUGAUACCGUUUACGUGGCUAUUGAUAACAUUAAUAUUUUCAUUGAACCAACGCAUACCUUCAUCAAAGUCGGCACCCGAUAGUAGUGGUGGCAGUGGUGCUGGUGGUGGAGGACAACCAGCACACGCACAACCAUUGGUAGCCAAUGAUCAACAACAACAACCACAACUACCUGUCCGAUUGGACAGUGGUGUAGAUAAUAGCAAUAUUAACAGUAAUGAUAAUAAUAAUAAUGUAAAUAAUGAUAAAAAUAGUAUUAAUAAUAUUGAAAGUAAUGUAAAUAUGAAUAAAAGGCCAAAAAUGAAUAAAAAGUCUCAAUUAGUGAGAGAAAAGAAAGAAGAGAUGGAAAGAGAAGCUGUGAUACCGGCGCCCAAAGACUCGUCCAGUUUUGGCGAAAUGGGUAAACCAGUGCUGUUGACGAACGUAUCGCAAGAAAUCCAGCGAAAGAUAGACAAAGGAUGGGAAAGCAAUGCAUUCAAUCAAUACAUCAGUGAUUUGAUAUCAAUUGAUCGCAAAUUGCCUGACGUUAGAGAUCCACAAUGUAAGAAAAUUGAUUACUUACCUAAAUUGCCGGACACGUCGGUCAUCAUAUGCUUUCACAACGAGGCCUGGAGUGUAUUGUUACGGACUGUUCACAGUGUGUUCAACCGAUCGCCAAAACAUUUAAUUAAAGAAAUCAUUUUAGUCGAUGACUUCUCCGAUCAACCUCAUUUAGCACAACAAUUAGAGGAUUAUAUGACAAAACUGGGAAAAGUAAAGAUAGUUCGCGCCAAACGACGAGAGGGCCUAAUCAGGGCCCGACUAUUGGGUGCUUCAGCGGCUACCGGUCAGGUACUUACAUAUCUGGACUCGCAUUGCGAAUGCACUGAGGGAUGGCUCGAACCGUUACUUAAUAGGAUAGCUAUAAAUCCGACAACCGUUGUCUGUCCAGUGAUUGAUGUGAUCAACGACAAGACAUUUGAGUAUCACUACAGAGGUGAGGCCACUGCCGUCAAUGUCGGCGGUUUUGAUUGGAAUCUCCAAUUCAAUUGGCAUUCAGUACCCGAACGGGAAAAGAAAAGAAGGAAAUACCCGACCGAUCCCGUCUGGUCGCCAACAAUGGCCGGCGGUUUGUUUUCCAUAGAUAAGGCCUUCUUCGAGAAGUUAGGCACUUAUGAUAAUGGCUUUGACAUAUGGGGCGGUGAGAACCUGGAGCUAUCGUUUAAGACCUGGAUGUGUGGCGGAACUCUAGAGAUAGUUCCCUGUUCUCAUGUGGGCCAUGUCUUCCGGUCCCGAUCUCCAUACAAGUGGCGAUCCGGAGUUAAUGUACUGAAACGUAACUCAAUUCGUUUGGCAGAAGUUUGGUUAGACGACUACAAAAAGUAUUACUACCAACGCAUCGGUGACGACCUCGGUGAUUUUGGUGAUGUUAGUUCACGCAAGGAGUUACGCAAACAGUUGAGCUGUAAAUCGUUUGACUGGUAUAUCAAGACUGUAUAUCCCGAACUGUUUGUUCCCGGAGAGGCUGUUGCAUCGGGAGAGAUCCGAAACCUCGGCGGCGAUUCGCCCUCCAAGAUGUGUGUCGACAGUCCGGCACGAAAAAGUGAAUUUCAUAAACCUAUUGGUCUCUAUCCGUGCCAUAAUCAGGGAGGAAAUCAGUAUUGGCUUUUCAGUAAAGAAGGAGAGAUUAGACGAGACGAGGCGUGUCUCGACUUUGCCGGCAAAGAUGUUAUACUAUAUCCAUGCCAUGGAUCCAAAGGCAAUCAGCACUGGAUCUAUAAUAAUGAUUUGCAUCAAAUAAAACAUGUGGUCAGCGGAAAGUGUCUGCAAAUGUCUAACAAUAGAGAAAAGCUACUCAUGAAGGAGUGUUCACAACAGGAGUCGAACCAGAAGUGGAAGUUCUCGACCUAUGAUCCGUCCAAAGCUGCCAAAGAUGGUGAAGACGAUGACAACAAUAACUUGAAAUAAUCAUAAUUUUGAAAGAAACACGUCUUUAACAUACAUUUUCUUUAGUGAUUUUUUAUUAUUAUUUAAUUAAUUGAUUUUUUUAUUUGUUUAAAAAAACUCCUAUUUUAUGAAAUAUAUGUUAUAUAGUGUUGUUUGCAAUUUUAAUGUUUGUGUGAAGACAUCGGAAAAAUUUGUUUAUUGUUAUCCAUUCAGACACACAAAUACUGAAUAUCCGACAAAACAAACAUCUAUUCAUCAAAAAAAUUUUGUUACUGUAUUUGCUUAGUAAACGAAAAAUUAUCAUAACAUCUAAGGUUUUUUUUAUCUACACGAAUGACUUUAUUAUUAUUAUUAACAUUAUAUUUAU
Oppia nitens is the source of this 2795-nucleotide messenger RNA. RefSeq names its product putative polypeptide N-acetylgalactosaminyltransferase 9 (gene Pgant9). The transcript is spliced from 11 exons. The record is from RefSeq and is a predicted model, not a curated record. The coding region runs from base 458 to 2449 and encodes 663 amino acids. Gene Ontology annotation, cellular component: Golgi apparatus. Lineage: Eukaryota; Metazoa; Arthropoda; Arachnida; Sarcoptiformes; Oppiidae.